Messenger RNA from Salvelinus fontinalis (brook trout), 5275 nucleotides. RefSeq names its product serine hydroxymethyltransferase 2 (mitochondrial) (gene shmt2). The transcript is spliced from 12 exons. Gene Ontology annotation, molecular function: glycine hydroxymethyltransferase activity; mRNA regulatory element binding translation repressor activity; protein homodimerization activity. NCBI's taxonomy places the organism in Eukaryota, Metazoa, Chordata, Actinopteri, Salmoniformes, Salmonidae. Bases 111 to 1622 code for a protein of 503 amino acids. Gene Ontology annotation, cellular component: cytoplasm; nucleus; mitochondrial matrix. The record is from RefSeq and is a predicted model, not a curated record. Gene Ontology annotation, biological process: purine nucleobase biosynthetic process; regulation of oxidative phosphorylation; L-serine catabolic process.
CCGCCUUUUCCACUGACUGAUCAACUUCAAAACAGCCUUUCCUAGCGUGACCCUCUCAGAGAGUGAGGUGGUUAGAUUGAACGUUGCUGGCCUUUUGAAAUCGUACAAAUAUGCUGUCUUUGACGUUGAGGCAAAUUGCACGGCCAUUGUGCCUGCGUGCCCCGGUGGCCCUGAGCAGCGUGGGGGCGAGGAGGAGCCAGCAUGCCGCUACCCGUAGUGUGGAACAGGAGGCCCCAUGGACUGGGCAGGACAGUCUGGCCCAGGACGACCCAGAGAUGUGGAACUUGCUGCGGAAAGAGAAGGACAGGCAGUGUCGGGGACUGGAGCUCAUUGCCUCUGAGAACUUCUGCAGUCGGGCUGCACUGGAGGCCCAAGGAUCCUGCCUCAAUAACAAGUACUCUGAGGGCUACCCAGGCAGGAGGUACUAUGGUGGAGCUGAGGUGGUGGACCAGAUAGAGUUGUUGUGCCAGAAGAGAGCUCUGGAGACCUUUGACCUGGACCCUGCCCUGUGGGGGGUGAACGUCCAGCCCUACUCUGGCUCUCCCGCCAACUUCGCUGCUUACACCGCCGUCCUCAACCCUCACGACCGCAUCAUGGGCCUGGACCUGCCUGACGGUGGACAUCUGACCCAUGGUUACAUGUCUGACACCAAGAGGAUAUCUGCUACCUCCAUCUAUUUUGAGUCCAUGCCCUACAAGCUCAAUCCUGCCACAGGGCUCAUUGACUAUGACCAGCUGGAGAUGACUGCCCGUCUCUUCCGGCCCAAGUUGAUCAUUGCAGGCACCAGCGCCUAUGCUCGCCUCAUUGACUACGCUCGCAUCAAGAAGUUGUGUACGGAGGUGAAAGCCUACCUGCUGGCUGACAUGGCCCACAUCAGUGGUCUGGUAGCUGCGAAGGCUGUCCCCUCGCCCUUCAAGUACGCCGACAUGGUCACGUCCACAACGCACAAGUCCCUCCGAGGAGCCAGGGCUGGUCUGAUCUUCUACCGUAAGGGCGUGCGUUCUGUGGACAAGAAGGGGAGGGAGGUCCAAUAUGACCUGGAGGACCGGGUCAACUUUGCUGUGUUCCCCUCUCUGCAGGGGGGACCCCACAACCAUGCCAUCGCUGGGGUGGCCGUCGCACUCAAACAGGCCCAGACGCCGAUGUUCAGAGAGUACAUUGGCCAGGUGAUGCGUAACUCCAAGGCCAUGGCUGAGGCCCUACUGAGCAAAGGAUACACGCUGGUGUCAGGGGGGACGGAGAACCAUCUGGUGCUGGUGGACCUGAGGCCUAAGGGCAUCGAUGGAGCCAGAGCAGAGAGAGUUCUGGAGCUGGUGUCCAUCACAGCCAACAAGAACACCUGCCCUGGGGACAAGAGUGCCCUGGCGCCUGGGGGCCUCAGGCUAGGCGCCCCGGCGCUGACCUCCAGACAGUUCAAGGAGACAGACUUUGUCCAGGUGGUGGAGUUCAUGGAUGAAGGCUUUAAGAUCGCCCUGGACGUCAAGAAGAAGACUGGGAAACUUGCAGACUUUAAGAACUUCUUGUUGGAGGAUCCAGAGACAGUCGCCCGCAUGGCAGAGCUGAGGAAACGAGUGGAGGCCUUCGCACGUCCCUUCCCCAUGCCCGGCUUCGAGGAUCACUAGGCCCUCCACACACACACACACAGAGAGAGAGAGAGAGAGCAGGGAGAGUCAGUCGAGUAUUUCCGUUCCAAUAUCCAACACUAGCAUACUACUUAGAAUGAAGCAGCAAUGUAUUUGGAGGUGAAUUUUAAGUGGUAGGCAAUUAUGGACAUUGGAACUUGGUGGUGGUCAGGGAUUGGAUUCAGGACUGGCGGAACCUCGCAGACUUAUCCAAACAGAUGGGAGACCUUGGUUAAUCCUUUGACAUCAUCCGUUGACCUCUGACCUAACAUUUCUAACCCCUUUUGUAUGUUUACACAAAAAAAUCCUUAUUUUCUGCACGUUUUUAAGGUUGUAGUGUAGAAGAGCUCAACGUCAGACCCUGAGAGAAAUGUCAUCUAAUCUUAAACUGUCACCACCAAAGGUAGUGACUUGGAUAACAUUAUUAGAAGCACAGAGUCUUAAACUAUAACUCAACACAUUGUCUUAAUUUAACAACUUGUUGACUAGAUGUUCAUGAUGGAGAUUUGAUAAUACACGUCUGUCGUACUACCCUAUACUGUUGUAAGUGUGUGUGUGUGUAACCAACUCCAUUCAAACUCAUCUGAAGUAACCCUGGGCCACAAAUUCUAGUUGAAAUCGUUCAAAUGUUUGUACUGUUUGCUCUAGCUUGCCUAGAGUGCCAGAUAGGUUUGUGAUGAUUCUUUUGUUCCAAUAUGUCAGGCAAGCUCAAUCAAGCACAGAUAAAGUAUAUGUAAUAAUCUAUUUUUUAACUUGAACCCAAGUCUGAUCUGAAGUCAAGGGGUCCCAAGCCAGAGGUCGGGGGUUGACUGGUGAACUUAACCGUUCUCCUGUUGUUAUACCUUAUACAGAUAUCAGACCAGAGCUUCACUGUCCUUUAUACAGAUAUCAGACCAGAGCUUCACUGUCCUUUAUACAGAUAUCAGACCAGAGCUUCACUGUCCUUUAUACAGAUAUCAGACCAGAGCUUCACUGUCCUUUAUACAGAUAUCAGACCAGAGCUUCACUGUCCUUUAUACAGAUAUCAGACCAGAGCUUCACUGUCCUUUAUACAGAUAUCAGACCAGAGCUUCACUGUCCUUAUACAGAUAUCAGACCAGAGCUUCACUGUCCUUAUACAGAUAUCAGACCAGAGCUUCACUGUCCUUAUACAGAUAUCAGACCAGAGCGACACAAUCAAAUGUAUUUAUAUUACAUCAGCUGAUAUCUCAAAGUGCUGUACAGAAACCCAGCCUAAAACCCCAAACAGCAAGCAAUGCAGGUGUAGAAGCACGGUGGCUAGGAAAAACUCCCUAGAAAGGCCAAAACCUAGGAAGAAACCUAGAGAGGAACCAGGCUAUGAGGGGUGGCCAGUCCUCUUCUGGCUGUGCUGGGUGGGGAUUAUAACAGAACAUGGCCAAGAUGUUCAAAUGUUCAUAGAUGACCAGCAGGGUCUAAUAAUAAUAAUCACAGUGGUUGUCGAGGGUGCAACAGGUCAGCACCGCAGGAGUAAAUAUCAGUUGGCUUUUCAAAGCCGAUCAUUCAGAGUAUCUCUACUCCUCCUGCUGUCUCUAGAGAGUUGAAAACAGCAGGUCUGGGACAGGUAGCACGUCCGGUGAACAGGUCAGGGUUCCAUAGCGCAGGAGAACAGUUGAAACUGGAGCAGCAGCACGGCCAGGUGGACUGGGGACAGCAAGGAGUCAUCAUGCCAGGUAGUCCUGAGGCAUGGUCCUAGGGCUUAGGUCCUCCGAGAGAGAGCAUACUUAAAUUCACACACGGGAUAAGACAGGAGAAAUACUCCAGAUAUAACAGACUGACCCUAGCCUCCCAACACAAACUACUGCAGCAUAAAUACUGGAGUCUGAGACAAGAGGGGUCGAGAGACACUGUGGCCCCAUCCGAUGAUACCCCCGGACAGGGCCAAACAGGCAGGAUAUAACCCCACCCACUUUGCCAAAGCACAGCCCACACACCACUAGAGGGAUAUCUUCAACCACCAACUUACCAUCCUGAGACAAGGCCGAGUAUAGCCCACAAAGAUCUCCGCCAUGGCACAACCCAAGGGGGGUGCGUUAACCCACCCAACGUAUCCUUAUACAGAUAUCAGACCAGAGCUUCACUUCAUACGUACCCUUUUCACACGAUCAUACCAACCUCAUCCAAACUGUGCUGGCUCUGAAGGCUUUUCACAUGGUCCUUUCCAGCAUGGUUCUAGCAACGAUGGUGGAUGCGUAACCAGGCCAGCUCGGUAGUGUCUGAUCCAACAACCUGCUGCAUAUAUUGUUACAGACUGAUAAUGGUCCAAAAUGACAAUACAAUAAACAGUCGUUUCACGACAGUGCUGGCUUUCAAAGUGUUGACCAAGAAGAAAGGAUUUUGUAUGUAUUUUAACUGAACAGAAUUAAAGAAUUCUUUACUUUCCAACACUGGUUAAAAAAAAUACCUAAAAGGUUUUUAAUGCUUAUGUUGCUGCUUUUGAGUAGAGGUGAUCAUGUUGAAUUAGCUGAGGACUCCUCCUAUGUAGAGACCACAGUGUGAGGGGAUGGCUUGAUUUAACUGAGGACUCCUCCUAUGUAGAGACCACAGUGUGAGGGAAUGGCUUGAUUUAGCUGAGGACUCCUAUGUAGAGACCACAAUGUGGGGGGAUGGCUUGAUUUAGCUGAGGACCCCUCCUAUGUAGAGACCACAGUGUGAGGGAAUGGCUUGAUUUAGCUGAGGACUCCUAUGUAGAGACCACAGUGUGGGGGGAUGGCUUGAUUUAGCUGAGGACUCCUAUGUAGAGACCACAGUGUGGGGGGAUGGCUUGAUUUAGCUGAGGACUCCUAUGUAGAGACCACAUUGUGAGGGAAUGGCUUGAUUUAGCUGAGGACUCCUAUGUAGAGACCACAGUGUGAGGGGAUGGCUUGAUUUAGCUGAGGACUCCUCCUAUGUAGAGACCACAAUGUGGGGGGAUGGCUUGAUUUAGCUGAGGACUCCUAUGUAGAGACCACAGUGUGAGGGGAUGGCUUGAUUUAGCUGAGGACCCCUCCUAUGUAGAGACCACAGUGUGAGGGGAAUGGCUUGAGUUCCGUUUAUUUCACAGUAUUCUUUUCGUUGGCUGAUUUCCCAAAUUACUUCACAAAAUGGAGGGUGUGUUUAUCACUGCAUCAGUGAGCCGGUGAGAAUUCCUCCAUUUUGAGGAGUAGAGUGGAUGGUCUGUACAGAACCACUCGCAUCCAAACAAGGAGGGAUAUCACAUCCAGUAUUAAUAACGAAGAGACUGACUGCACAGUGAACAGUAACUACCAGGGGCUGUGUGUACAUGUAUCAACCGUCUCCCGAGUAUAAGUGCUGAUCUAGGAUCGGGUCCACACUGUCCAAUUUAAUGUUAUUCAUUGUAAUCUAAAAGGCUAAUCUGAUCCAAGAUCAGCAUUCCUACUCCGAGAACCUUUAUGAAUACGGGCCCAGACAUAUCUAGAUAAGAUAGACCUCAUUACCUGACUCUGGUACCUGUCAUUUCCAGAGCUAUGUGACAACCUGUUAUUUAAUGGCACUACCUUAAAGCCUGUUCUGAUUAUCUUUCCAGCAUGCUGAUAUGCUGCCAAAAGUCAUGUUUCAUGUCUGCACAGUUAAAAAGAAUUUGCAAAGACAUUUUAGAUUAAAGCUUAAUACUAAUAAAUAUAUGCAGUAAUUAA